AGAAUUGCAGGAGAGUCUUUGUUCCAACAGCAUUACAUUUUUGUUCUAUCAGUUGUAUUUCCUUUGGUUCGUCUGAAAUCAAGAUCAAGAACAGCAUGAGUCAGAAACAAGGCGACAGCCAGAGUCACUGGAGGGGACAAGACUGAGGUUAACUCUGAAGUCUAAUGUGCUGAGAGAACAAGCCCCUCUUGAGAGCUAAACGAUGAGAUUUUACCUGUAUUACCUGGUGCUUUUGGGCUUCAGUUCUGUCAUCUCCACCUAUGGGCCUCAUCAGAGAGCACAGAAGACUGGGGAUAUUCUGCUGGGCGGGCUGUUUCCAAUGCACUUUGGUGUUACCUCCAAAGACCAAGACCUGGCAGCGCGACCAGAAUCCACAGAGUGUGUACGGUACAAUUUCCGGGGAUUCCGUUGGCUUCAGGCCAUGAUUUUUGCAAUAGAGGAGAUCAACAACAGCAGUAUUCUCCUGCCCAACAUCACACUGGGCUACAGGAUCUUUGACACCUGCAACACCGUGUCCAAGGCCCUGGAGGCUACCCUCAGUUUCGUAGCACAGAAUAAGAUUGACUCUCUGAACUUGGAUGAAUUCUGUAACUGCACAGAUCACAUCCCUUCGACUAUAGCAGUGGUGGGGGCUUCUGGGUCAGCAGUCUCCACUGCUGUUGCCAAUCUGUUGGGCCUCUUCUACAUCCCACAGAUCAGCUAUGCCUCUUCCAGUCGCCUGCUGAGCAACAAGAACCAGUUCAAAUCCUUCAUGAGGACCAUUCCCACAGAUGAGCACCAGGCCACUGCCAUGGCAGAUAUCAUCGACUACUUCCAAUGGAAUUGGGUCAUUGCAGUGGCGUCUGAUGAUGAGUAUGGACGUCCAGGGAUUGAAAAAUUUGAGAAAGAGAUGGAAGAACGAGACAUUUGUAUCCAUCUGAGUGAGCUGAUCUCUCAGUACUUUGAGGAGUGGCAGAUCCAAGGAUUGGUUGACCGUAUUGAGAACUCCUCAGCUAAAGUUAUAGUCGUUUUCGCCAGUGGGCCUGACAUUGAGCCUCUUAUCAAAGAGAUGGUCAGACGGAACAUCACAGACCGCAUCUGGUUGGCCAGCGAGGCUUGGGCAACCACCUCCCUCAUCGCCAAACCAGAGUACCUUGAUGUUGUAGUUGGGACCAUUGGCUUUGCACUCAGAGCAGGCGAAAUACCUGGCUUCAAGGACUUCUUACAAGAGGUCACACCAAAGAAAUCCAGCCACAAUGAGUUUGUCAGGGAGUUUUGGGAGGAGACUUUUAACUGCUAUCUGGAAGACAGCCAGAGACUGAGAGACAGUGAGAAUGGGAGCACCAGUUUCAGACCAUUGUGUACUGGAGAGGAGGACAUUAUGGGUGCAGAGACCCCAUAUCUGGAUUACACGCAUCUUCGUAUUUCCUAUAAUGUGUAUGUUGCAGUUCACUCCAUUGCACAGGCCCUGCAGGACAUUCUCACCUGCAUUCCUGGACGGGGUCUUUUUUCCAACAACUCAUGUGCCGAUAUAAAGAAAAUAGAAGCAUGGCAGGUUCUCAAGCAGCUCAGACAUUUAAACUUCUCAAACAGUAUGGGAGAAAAGGUACAUUUUGAUGAGAAUGCUGAUCCGUCAGGAAACUACACCAUUAUCAAUUGGCACCGGUCUCCUGAGGAUGGUUCUGUUGUGUUUGAAGAGGUCGGUUUCUACAACAUGCGAGCUAAGAGAGGAGUUCAACUUUUCAUUGAUAACACAAAGAUUCUGUGGAAUGGAUAUAAUACUGAGGUGCCAUUCUCUAACUGUAGUGAAGAUUGUGAACCAGGCACCAGAAAGGGGAUCAUAGAAAGCAUGCCAACGUGUUGCUUUGAAUGUACAGAAUGCUCAGAAGGAGAGUAUAGUGAUCACAAAGAUGCCAGUGUUUGUACCAAGUGUCCCAAUGACUCAUGGUCUAAUGAGAACCACACAUCCUGUUUCCUGAAGGAGAUAGAGUUUCUGUCUUGGACAGAGCCCUUUGGGAUCGCCUUGGCAUUAUGCUCUGUGCUGGGGGUAUUCUUGACAGCUUUCGUGAUGGGAGUGUUUAUCAGAUUUCGCAACACCCCAAUUGUUAAGGCCACAAACAGAGAGCUAUCCUACCUCCUCCUGUUCUCACUUAUCUGCUGUUUUUCCAGCUCCCUCAUCUUCAUUGGUGAACCCCAGGACUGGACAUGCCGUCUACGCCAGCCUGCAUUCGGGAUAAGUUUUGUUCUCUGCAUCUCCUGCAUCCUGGUCAAAACUAACCGAGUACUUCUAGUGUUCGAAGCAAAGAUCCCCACCAGUCUCCAUCGUAAGUGGUGGGGGCUAAACUUGCAGUUCCUGUUGGUGUUCCUGUUCACAUUUGUGCAAGUGAUGAUAUGUGUGGUCUGGCUUUACAAUGCUCCUCCGGCGAGCUACAGGAACCAUGACAUUGAUGAGAUCAUUUUCAUUACAUGCAAUGAGGGCUCUAUGAUGGCGCUUGGCUUCCUAAUUGGGUACACAUGCCUGCUGGCAGCCAUAUGCUUCUUCUUUGCAUUUAAAUCACGAAAACUGCCAGAGAAUUUUACUGAGGCUAAGUUCAUCACCUUCAGCAUGCUCAUCUUCUUCAUCGUCUGGAUCUCUUUCAUCCCUGCCUACUUCAGCACUUAUGGAAAGUUUGUGUCGGCUGUGGAGGUCAUCGCCAUACUAGCCUCCAGCUUUGGACUGCUGGCCUGUAUUUUCUUCAAUAAAGUCUACAUCAUCCUCUUCAAACCGUCCAGGAACACUAUAGAGGAGGUUCGCUGUAGCACUGCGGCCCAUUCUUUCAAAGUGGCAGCCAAGGCUACUCUGAGACACAGCUCAGCCUCCAGGAAGAGGUCCAGCAGUGUGGGGGGAUCCUGCGCCUCAACUCCCUCCUCAUCCAUCAGCCUCAAGACCAAUGACAAUGACUCCCCAUCAGGUCAGCAGAGAAUCCAUAAGCCAAGAGUAAGCUUUGGAAGUGGAACAGUUACUCUGUCCUUGAGCUUUGAGGAGUCCAGAAAGAAUUCUAUGAAGUAGGGAAGUGUCUUUUGGUGGGCAGAGGUCCUUGUCAAAACCUGAGUUGGUGUUGCAUUCUUUGUUGGUUGGGUAGUUGUAGCAGAAAUUAUGAUAUUAAAAGCUUUGAUGUAUUCAGAAUGGUGACACAGCAUAGGUGGCCAAGAUUCCAUUAUAUUACAAUAAUCUGUGUUGUUCAUUGAGGACAUUUCAAAAUGCGGAAAAUUGUCAAAUACAUAAUUUACUGCGUUUUCUUGAGAAUAGAAUAGCCCAUUCAAGUCAUUGUUGAGCAGACAUUAGUAAUACUUUCCAUACCAAUUGUCAAUAACAAUAGAUUCACAUUGUCAAAGUUCAACUAUGACCUGUAAAAUACAUGAGGUAUAACAGGAGACAAUAAAACUAUGUAAUUCACUCUGAGCACAGGACAUAGGCCUACUAAUGUAGACUAUAUCAGUCUCUUUCCUGUCUCUCAUUAGGCCAGUGUUUAACAACCCUGGUCACUCAGUACCCACGACAGAACACAAUUUUGUUGUAGCCCUGGACAAACACACCUCAUUCAACUCAUUGAGGGCCUGAUGAUUAAUUGACAAGUUGAAUCAGGUGUGCUUGUCCAGGGUUACAAUAUAAAUGUGUGCUGUUGGGGGUACUUGAGGACCAGGGUUGGGAAACAUUACAUUAGGACGACUUGUAGGUUCUUCAAUAUGGUGUCAUACUACUGUCUGGUUGUUUUCUGCAAGUGUUUAUUUCACCAAGUUACUGCACAUGUUAGACCUAUACACUGGAAUAAAAGGUUUAUUUUCACAAUGCAUCCAAUGACAAUAAAAUCACCGUAUGCCAAAGAAGAGAAGCAUCAGAGUCUGCAAUAAGUAGCCUAUUAGUGGAAGCUCAUCCGAUGUAGGCGAGUAGUGGAAGCCUAUCAUUGCAUCAGUCUGUCUGGGGACACACAUGGAGAAGAGGCUUUUAUUUCAGCCCUGCACUAACACACCUUUGGU
Molecule: messenger RNA, 3996 nt
Organism: Oncorhynchus gorbuscha (pink salmon)
Lineage: Eukaryota; Metazoa; Chordata; Actinopteri; Salmoniformes; Salmonidae
Gene: casr
Product: calcium-sensing receptor
Exons: 7
Coding region: 203-3028 (941 amino acids)
Biological process (GO): regulation of calcium ion transport; detection of calcium ion; intracellular calcium ion homeostasis
Cellular component (GO): membrane
Molecular function (GO): calcium ion binding; G protein-coupled receptor activity
Source: RefSeq, a predicted model, not a curated record